AUGUCAUCAAGUCAUCCAUACGGUGAAGCAAAAAAUGCAAUAAAAUUUUUAAAUAAUCAAAUAAUUUUUGAAGAAGAACAAUUAAGUGAAAUUUUUCUUCAUCCUGAUGUUAAGGACCGCGAAGUUGCAAUUUUUGCUAUUGUUGGUUCAUAUCGUAGAGGAAAAAGCUUUUUUAUGGAUUAUUGUUUGAGAUUUAUGUAUGCAAAUUACAGAUCAAUAAAUUUCCUAAACAAUCCUCUUCAAUAUAAAGACAAUUGGAUAGGAGACGCUGAAGAACCACUCAAAGGAUUCUCUUGGCGAUCUGGUUCAUCACGUGAUUCAACAGGUAUUUCAUUCUGGUCUGACGUAUUCCUUUAUGAUCCACCAAAUGGUGAUCCAUUGGCAGUAUUGUUAGUCGAUACCCAAGGUCUUUUUGAUCCUGAGACUAGCACAGAAGAAAAUAUGAAAAUUUUAUCACUUGGAACACUUUUUUCAUCAACAUUGAUCCUCAAUUUAACAAACAUCAUUCAGGAAGAUCAACUUCAGUAUUUACAAUUCACAACUGAGUAUGCGAAAUUUUUCCGAACAUCAUCACCACAAACCGACAUCAAGCCAUUCCAAAAAUUUCUUUUUCUUGUUCGUGACUGGCAAAAUGUUGAUGAUUAUGAGUUUGGAUUUAAUGGCGGUCAAGCUUAUCUCAAUGAAGUGCUUAAAACAAAUAAUGACCAAAAUGAUGAUCUUCGAACUGUUCGUGACCACAUCCGUGAGUCAUUUGAUAAGCUUUUGUGCUACUUGAUGCCAUAUCCAGGAAAGAAAGUGGCAUCGUCUAGUGACUAUGAUGGCCGAUGGAGUUUAAUGGAUGAGGAUUUUAUGAAAGAAAUUAAAAAUUUGAUUGAAAGUUUCUUUAAACCACAAAAUAUGGUUGUAAAGAAAGUCGAAGGAGUUGACUUGAAGGCACACGAACUUUUUGAAUAUAUUAAAAGUUAUAUAAAUUUAUUUUCAACACCUGGAAGCAUCCCUAAGCCUAAAUCACUAUAUGAACUAGCAGUUGGAAAAUUUCUGACUCAAAUUGUCACUAAAUGUUAUGAAGUCUACGAACACCACUUAAGAAAUCCUAGUGAUAGAAACGAAAUAAAUUUAAUUCAUAGUUUUGCACUGUCAAAAGCUCUUGAAGCAUUCACUGACGCCAAAAAGAUGGGAAAUGCUCAAGAUUCAGAAAAAUUUAAAAAAAAUUUGGAGCAAAAAAUACAAAAACGUGAAUUUGAGUGGAAAAAUUUGAUGCAAAUUCAUUUUGUUCAAAUUGAGGAAGAGCAGCGAAAUGCCAAAGAAGCUGCAGAUGAAAUUGAAAGAAUUCGUAAGAAGGAGGAAGAAUUAGAAAAUAAAAGAAAUGUUGAAGAAUUGCAAAGACAACUUGAGGAACAUGAAAGAGAAAUUGCAAGACAACAAGAAGAAUUAAGACUCAAAAACCAGCAAAUUAAAGAGGAACUACAAAGACAAAAGGAUGCUGAAGAAUCACUUCGUAGAGAACGAGAAAGACAGCAGCAAAUUGAAGAAGAAAGAAGGCGACUCGAAGAGGAACAAAGGAAACGAGACGAAGAAAGUCGAAGACUCAAAAUUCAUAUCAAAGAACUGGGAAUUAAUUUUCAUGUUCCAAAACCCAAAUGUAGUGUUAUGUAA
Molecule: messenger RNA, 1656 nt
Organism: Chironomus riparius
Lineage: Eukaryota; Metazoa; Arthropoda; Insecta; Diptera; Chironomidae
Source: the annotation of a GenBank genome assembly